This is a messenger RNA of Dovyalis caffra, 834 nucleotides long. NCBI's taxonomy places the organism in Eukaryota, Viridiplantae, Streptophyta, Magnoliopsida, Malpighiales, Salicaceae. The record is from the annotation of a GenBank genome assembly.
AUGUCUGCUACUAUACGCGUUUGCAUUCGGGCGUUGACUGUUGAUCUUUGGCAGGCAAGCCUUUCAGCCAAUUUUAUUGGCCAGACCCUUAACUUCGAAAGUAACUUCCAAAGGAACCCAUGGAUCUUAUAUGUGCUCGGUUCCCAGCCAAAGACUACCUCUCUCCCAAAACUCCUCACCCACCAUCGAUCUCCACACCUCUCAACAGCAGUCCCCUCAGCCGUCGACAGCUACCCUUCCACCACCGUCCGCUGCUGUCAAGCCGCCAUUGCCAUCUCCCUCACCCAAACCUGUAACCCGAAUCCCCACCACCAACAAAUUUGUCUUUCGAUUGAUUCUUCUCUCUCUCUGUUGUCGAGAAUGGAAGAAGAGAUGCAAGGCACAGAGGCAGGGAAAAAAGAAAUGCCAGCGAGUCGCUCAACAUCGAGUCCUAAUUCAUGGAAGCCAUGCUCUCUCGAGUUAGCCACUUCGAAGAACAGAAACGAAGUGAAUGAUAUUGCUUUGGCUCCAAGAAUUGCUGAAAAGGCAAAAAAGAUUUGUUCAAUGGCUAAUUUGGCGAUCGGAUUAAUCCAUGAAAUCCUCAUGCGCUUCAUUUCUGACUGGGAUGUUAAGGUUCAGAUCGCUGUCUACACCAUGGUUCAGAAGUUUAAGAAGAACAGUUUGUCCACCGUUUCAGGCUCAGCAAGGAAAACAACCAACUCAAAGAGACUAAGAUCUGAUUGCUGGCCUCUGGCUGCAAGGGGCUCAAGAGUUGUAAGGAACAGGAUGAUGGAAGUAUCUCCUGCAGUUUUGCCGCAAAGGAAGAAGACUUUGCCAACUGCAGUGUGCCAGUGA